AUGGGAGGCCAGCUAGUCAGAGGUUUUCAUCUGCUUCAUCUACCUCUUCUGCCAGUGUUCCCUGGGGUGAAGAGAGGAAUUCUGUUUUGGUUUCAGAUGUUGGGAAUAGUGACGGUGACUUUGAAGAUGUCGGGAAGCAGCAGAUGAAGAAGAGGGUGGCCAGAAAACAACCCAAGACCAUCCCAGUGGCCAAGCAUCCAAGGAAGGGGUCCCGAAAGGACUGUGAUGGCCAUAGGAAUUUGAAACCCACUGCUAGUGAUCUCUUAGAAGCUGUGAAGACUGCCAAGAGUGCCAUGCAGACUGUGGUGGAUGACUGGCUGGAGAGCUACAAGCAGGAUCAAGAUGCAGGAUUCCUGGAGCUCAUUAACUUUUUCAUUGGGGCUUGUGGGUGCAAAG
Messenger RNA from Vombatus ursinus (common wombat), 396 nucleotides. RefSeq names its product cohesin subunit SA-3-like. The record is from RefSeq and is a predicted model, not a curated record. NCBI's taxonomy places the organism in Eukaryota, Metazoa, Chordata, Mammalia, Diprotodontia, Vombatidae. Gene Ontology annotation, molecular function: chromatin binding. Gene Ontology annotation, cellular component: nucleus; chromatin; cohesin complex. The transcript is spliced from 4 exons. The annotation marks the transcript as partial. Gene Ontology annotation, biological process: sister chromatid cohesion.